Molecule: messenger RNA, 3029 nt
Organism: Xenopus tropicalis (tropical clawed frog)
Lineage: Eukaryota; Metazoa; Chordata; Amphibia; Anura; Pipidae
Exons: 4
Coding region: 194-1276 (360 amino acids)
Molecular function (GO): DNA binding
Source: RefSeq, a predicted model, not a curated record
UACUUUUGCCAGAACAAAAAAUCAGUACUGUUACGCUUUAGUUGCCCGUCAUGUCCUCCGCCAGCCAGGCUCUCAAUGUGCCAGGGAACCGAAAGGAGAUUUUUCCCUGAUUGCUAACUAUGUACUGCUAUCAGAGCCUUUCCUCUCAAUUUGACCAAAGAGUAAAGCGGUUUUGUGUUGGUGAGCGCGAUGUAUGGUUCAGCUGCUGGCUUUACUUCAGUGUGAACGUAUUCACAAGAUACUUCAUUAUUACAACAUGCCUACUUGCAUUGUCAAUGGCUGUCAUCACAGCUGUAAGAAGAAGAAGUCAUUUCCAAAUGUUGUACUGCAUGUUUUUCCUGGAAAUAUAGAUACCAUAAACAAAUGGUUGCAAAACAUUCCACAAGAUUUUGGAGAUAUCGAUGAAAUGGCGCAAAAAAUACUUCUUCGAAAGAAAACAGAUGCAGAUCGUAUAUGCUCGGAUCAUUUUGCACCAGAUUGUUAUGUUUACCAAGGAACAAAAAGAGUACUAAAGUUGGAUGCUGUUCCUACCAUAUUUCCUAAGAAGACUUUGUCCACAAGUACCCCAUGUCGAAGAUCAGCAAGACAAUUGAAACAACAGAAUACCACAGUUACAGAGAGUGUUACAGAGGGAGGAGAAUCAGAUAUGUCAUUAGAAAAAAGUAACCAGGAAUCCACUAAAGUUUCAUCAGCCAUGACAUCAUUUGCCAGGGUAUCAGAGCUUCAAGAGACAGAAACAAGCUCACAAAGAACUUCAUUUUCAAUACAAGUAUCAAAUUCUGGAUUGCAAACUUCUUCAAGUAGCCAGUCAAGGCCCACAGAUAUAACCAGGAAUCCUCUACAUGUUGACACUGGAAUGAAUACAGACUGUUGGGUCAACUGUCAUAAUCAAGGUACAAUGACAAAUCCCAAAUUUGGAACAAGAAGUAUAAAAAUUCAGUCAAACGUCAUAACAAGUAACAAGUUUAUACAAUGUGAACGAAUUACUACUAGCAAACAAUCAUCUGUUUUACCAUCAUCUUCUCAUGACUUUGUGAUGCACUUGACACCUAUCACAAUUUUACCUCCAGAACAAAGCAUUGCUUUAUUAUUCCCCACUACUAUUUCUGAAAAACCAGGACAUUCGCUACAAUUGUAUGAGAGACAAUCUCUAGAUUUUGCAACUAAUUCCAUCGCAAGAGACUGGUGUGGAUCCUGUUCAAGAAGAUUUGGAUGGAUCAUACAACCCAUCAAAUCAGAAUUUAGUAGAGCUAAAAAUGGAGGCAGAAGUAGAUGAUUCCUCAGUGGAUUCUAAAUGUAACAUUUCAUCACAUACCCAAGACGCAAUUUCUGAAAACAAAUAUUUAGUUUUUGAAUCAUGUCUGGAUACACUUUUGAUGGGAUCUCGAUGUUUAGGUGCGAAAACCUGUCCAGCUGCAAUAAGGAAACUGAAAAAGAGAACUAUUGGAUCUUUUCUUAGCGUUGAUGCUGAAUGUCUAAAUGGACAUAGGUUCCACUUGUGGGAUAGUCAGCCUAAGAAAGGAGGAAUGCCACUUGGGAAUAUUUUGACGUCGGCUGCAAUUUUACUUAGUGGCUCAAAUUAUCACAAAGUCAGCUACAUGAACAAAAUACUUGGUCUGAAACAGGUUAGUAAAACUACUCACUAUCGUAAUGAGAGAACCUAUUUGUUUCCAACAAUUGACUACCACUGGCAUCAAGAACAGGAGAAGACAAUUCAAGAAUUAGGAAACAAGCCAGUAUGUUUAUCCAGUGUUAGACAAAAUGACAGCCUAGGUUUCAACACUACAUAUUGUAUAUAUAGUUUCAUUGAGUCAUCAACCAAGAAAAUAGUGAGCUUCAGCAUAGAUCAAGUUUCUAAAAAAUGUAAUUCAGUGUUUCCAGAAAAAGAAACAUUUAAGAAAGCUCUUAACGUAAUAAAAGAUAAAGGUGUCAAUGUGCAGUUGAUAUGUACUGAACGCCAUCCAGGUAUAAGAAAUGUUAUGAAAACAAAUUACAAUCAGAUUAUGCACCAGUUUGAUGUCUGGCACUUUGCAAAAUUUGUUGGGAACAAAGUUGUGAAUGCAAGCAAAAAAAAGGCCUGUGAGGAUCUUGCACAGUGGGUUUCACCAAUAAAAAAUCAUGUCUGUUGGGCAGCAAGAACAUGUGAAGGAAAUAAGGAUCUACUGAUGGAGAAAUGGUUGUCUCUUUUAUACCAUGUGAUCGGUGUCCAUGAAUGGGAAACAGGCAAACUGUACCAUAAGUGUGAACAUGAAGAUCUGACUGAUGUUGUUGAAAAAAGACAUUUAUGGAUAAAAAAGGAUUCCUUUGCCCAUCGUAAGCUUGCUGAAAUUAUGCAUAGUAGAUCAGUCACUAAGGAUAUUCCUCAUCUCUCUCAAUAUUGUCAAAAUGGUGAAAUUAAUUUUUAUCACAGCAACACCUUAAAAUAUCGUCCCAAGCAAAACCGUUUCUUCAUGGGUGGUAUGACGGCUCGAACACAGUUAGCAGCUAUAGACCACAACCAAAACAUCCAACGUCAAAGGAUUCAUAUGGUGAAAGAUAAAAGCCAAGCAGAAGGUAAUCAACACCCUCAUUUGGGGUACAGCAAAAUCAAGAAAAACUGGGUGAUAAAACCGGUAUAUGACAUCAAACAAUGUGAUUUUGCUUUUGACAUUUUACGAGACAUUCUUAGCUAUGUUUCAGGAGAAAAAGUGUUCCAAUGGGAAUCUAAACUGGAUAAAAUUCCUCCAAAACAUUGCCAAGCCACUUAGCACUAUUAGUACAUAAACACCUGUCAAGAUUUCCUAAAUGACUUUGCGUUUAUUAGUCUUAUUGUUUAUUACCUUUCAAACUGACAUACAAUAACUGCAAUACGUCUGUGGUUAAGGAUGAUAGCACCAUUCUCAAGAGGCCAGAGAAUAAAACUAGGGUUAAGUGAAUAACUGUAAAAGUAAAUUGGCAGAUUUCAAACAUUUUAAUCAGCUAGCUAUAUAUUAGUUGACCACUGGUCUAAGGGUCCUCACUGUUCUUAAUAAAGCAUAAUAUUAAACAUC